Messenger RNA from Poecilia latipinna (sailfin molly), 11559 nucleotides. It is a transcript of the gene spen, whose product is annotated as spen family transcriptional repressor. The coding region runs from base 227 to 10810 and encodes 3527 amino acids. The record is from RefSeq and is a predicted model, not a curated record. NCBI's taxonomy places the organism in Eukaryota, Metazoa, Chordata, Actinopteri, Cyprinodontiformes, Poeciliidae. Gene Ontology annotation, molecular function: RNA binding. The transcript has 15 exons.
AGUGCAAGCUCGCGCCGCUUAACAGCGAGGAGAGUAUCAAACAGCGUGCAGGGGGAUCCAGCCUAAUGGUUUACAUUGGGUCACAACGACCAGUCAAUGAUUUGCGGCAAGCAGGCUACGGUCCUUUUCUCGCCCGGCUUUUAUUCUGCAGAUCUUUUGUAUUUUGCACGGGGAGAAACUGACACAGCAAACUCAUCUGUAUGAUCGGGGAGCAGGAGCACACAGUAUGGUCCGGGAAACCAGACAUUUAUGGGUGGGAAAUUUACCCGAAAAUGUACGAGAGGAGAAAAUUAUUGAGCACUUCAAACGAUAUGGACGAGUGGAGAGCGUCAAGGUCCUGCCCAAGCGAGGCUCAGAGGGUGGAGUGGCAGCAUUUGUGGAUUUUGUGGACAUUAAAAGUGCUCAAAAGGCUCACAAUGCAAUCAACAAGAUGGGGGACAGAGACCUGCGCACAGAUUACAAUGAACCAGGAACAAUUCCUAGUGCAGCGAGGGGGCUGGAUGAUAGUCUGUCCUUAGGCUCACGUGGCCGGGAUGUGUCAGGGUUCACAAGGGCGACAGGGGGGGCCGUGUAUGGGCCCCCCACGUCGCUUCACAGCAGAGAUGGACGCUAUGAACGCAGACUAGACGGGACUGCGGAAGGUCGGGAACGGACAUACGAUCACACCACCUACGGACAUCAUGAGCGACCUGGUAGCAGCUUCGACCGUCAACGGCACUAUGAAACAGACUAUUACCGUGACGCAAGAGAGAGGACUCUUAGCAAUGCUGGAAGUGGGUCUGGCACCACUGGUGGAAGUAGUACAACUGUGCCGUCAGGUGUCAGUGGAACUAUAGUUGGUCCCGUUUCUGGAAACACGGGAGCCGGCGGAUCGGCUGGGGCGUCGACGGGAGGGAGCGCAGGAUCUACUUCCAGUGGGGUCGGCUUCUACCGCUCCCACAGCAGGAGUCCGUGUCGAUUUGAGGCGCCCGAGCCUCGCUACGAGUCUCGUUCCAGGGAACCGUUUACUUUGGCCAGUGUGGUUCACAGGGACCUAUACCGGGAUGACCGGGGACGGCGUGUGGAGAGGUCAUACCGCCACAGUCGCAGCCGAUCUCCACACUCGACGCAUUCGCGAAAUCCCUCGCCUCAGAGACUGGUGACUCAGACUACUCGUCCUCCACGUUCCCACAGUGGGUCAGGAUCUCGCAGCCGCUCAUCCAGCUCAGACUCAGUCAGCAGCACCAGCAGCAGUACGAGUGGCAGUGAUUCUAGCAGUAGCUCGAGUGAUGACUCUCCAGCCCGUUCAGUGCAGUCUGCUGCUGUCCCUGCACCCUCAGCUCUUCCUUUAUCCUCCCUUGACAAAGACGAACCACGUAAAAGCUUUGGCAUCAAGGUCCAAAAUCUUCCUGUACGCUCUACAGAUACAAGCCUCAAAGAUGGUUUGUUCCACGAAUUCAAAAAGCAUGGAAAGGUUACAUCGGUGCAGAUCCAUGGGGCUUCAGAGGAGCGCUAUGGACUCGUCUUUUUCCGCCAACCAGAAGAUCAAGAGAAGGCGCUUUGCGCCUCCAAGGGGAAGCUGUUUUUUGGAAUGCAAAUUGACGUCACAGCCUGGAAUGGUCCCGAGACAGAAAGCGAAAAUGAAUUUCGACCACUGGAUGAGAGGAUUGAUGAGUUUCAUCCAAAGGCCACACGGACAUUAUUUAUUGGAAACUUGGAGAAGACUACCACUUACCAUGACCUGCUAAACAUCUUCCAACGUUUUGGAGAAAUAGUGGAUAUUGACAUUAAGAAGGUGAAUGGAGCCCCACAGUAUGCCUUUCUUCAAUACUGUGACAUUGCAAGUGUUUGCAAAGCAAUGAAAAAGAUGGAUGGCGAGUAUCUUGGUAACAACAGACUAAAGCUGGGGUUUGGAAAGAGUAUGCCCACAACUUGUGUUUGGUUGGAUGGUCUGGCUUCAAAUACAACAGAACAGUUUCUCACUCGCCAUUUUUGCCGCUAUGGGCAUGUUGUCAAGGUCGUACUUGACAGAAUGAAAGGAAUGGCCCUUAUCCUGUACAACAACAUUGAAUACGCCCAAGCAGCAGUCAAAGACACAAAAGGUUGGAAGAUAGGGGGCAAUAAAAUUAAGGUGGACUUUGCAAAUCAGGAAAGUCAGAUGGCGUUUUAUCGUGCAAUGCAGGCAUCUGGGCAAGAUAUUCGUGACUUUUAUGAGUUUCUUUCUGAAAGAAGAGAUGACAGACGAAGCCAAUAUGAGUUUCAAACAGAAAGACAGUAUUACGAGAAUGUUCGAACACCUGGAACUUAUACGGAUGAUCCGCGGCGGAAAUACCCCGCCAGAAGUCGAGAGUUCUACACUGAAUGGGACCCGUAUCAAGGAGAUUACUAUGAUCCACAGUACUUUGAGGACCCAAGAGAGUAUCGGGAAUACAGAGCUGAUCCUUAUGAGCAGGACAUUCGCAAAUACAGCUACUUGCAACGAGAGCGAGAAAGAGAGAGGGAGCGAUUUGAAACGGAUCGUGGUCGUGAUCAUGGAAGAAGGACCAUUGAGCGUAGCCAAAGCCCUUCUCACAUCUCCACUCGACGUCCUGUCAGCCCCACCUCAUCGCCUUCGCUCUCUGAGAGAAUACCAAGUGACUCAGACAGGCGAAUUUGUUGUCGAUCAUCUGACAGAAGUGGCAGCUGCAGUUCGGUUUCCCCACCCAGAUUUGAAAAACUGGAAAAGGCACGCGCUGAAAGAUAUAAUAAAACUGAUAAACUGGAGAAGGAUCGUGUUUUUGAAAUUGAGAGAGUGAGUCUGGUUGAAAAGGAGAAGAGAGCGGGGCGAAAAGAGAGAGGAGACAAGGAAAAAAGCGAGAAGCAAAGGCUUAAGAAAUUUAAAGUCACAUCGCCUACAACGCUGGAUAUAGAACCAGAAAUUGAAAAAGACACUAGCCCUGAGUCUGGACUACGGAGUAAAACCAGUAAAACUUCAAAAGAAAGCUCCAGCAAAGCAAGGCUAGAUCUUCUGCCUUGUGUAGUGCAGUUAACGCGUGUCAAAGAGAAAGAAGGAAAAUUGAUUGGUCAUGCUGUCCAAGAAAAGCAAACAUUGAGGGCUGGCAGUGACAGUCCUAAAUUGGCAUCGCCUGGAGCUGACCAGAGAAGUCCUACAUUCCGCUCAGAAUCAUCCAAAGGUGACAAGCAUGGGAAAAUGCCUAGAGAAAAAAAUAUACACAGCUUAAUAGAGAUUGCUGAAAAGGAUGGUAAAAUCAAAUCCAAAAAACAUGGAAAGUCUGAGUUUGGAUUUGAUAACAGUGUUUCUCUGGAUGUUGAUCGUUUAGCUGCAAGAAAAAGGCGAUUUGAAGAAUCUGUGAGAACCGAUCGACAAAGGAGAUCUAACGAAGAAGACACUGGUAGAGCUGGACUGUACAAACUGUGGAACAACACAAAGGAGAUGGGAUUGGAGAAAGUUCUUUUGAUAAGAGGGGUGCAUAAAAAAGAACACAAGGAUAGAGCUGUCUGUGUAGUUUCAGUAAGCAGUCCUAAAGAUGGACGGGACUGCGAAGGCAAAUCUCUAGGUCUGCCUCUGGAGGGGCAGUCGCAUUUUGGGGAGCUGCUUGAAGAUUCUGCAUCACAACAGAACUCUCCCUUCCUUAGAAUGGAUUUGGAGACUUUAAAAAGGGAGAACGGCUCCAGUCUCACAAAGAUAUCAGAUGACAGCAGCUUUGACAUGGAUGAAUUAAAAGAACAGAAGCAGGUUUUGUCUGAAAAUGAGGAGGGAAGUGCAAAGUGCAGAGACUAUGAUGGGGAUGAACAUUGUGUGAACAUUAACCAGUCUGUUUGUGUAAAACAAAUUGAGCAAGAUCGAUGGCUUCAAUCCAAGCUUAGGGAUCCUGAUAAAAUGGCCAAGUUUGGAAAGUCGCCAAACAAUGAGGCUUGUGAUUCGGAAAAAGAGUAUAUCCUGCAUGAUGUUGGGAAAACAAAUCUGGACAUUGCCCAUGAUGACUUCUCUUCUAGUAAACGAAAGAAAUUGGAGAAUUUUGAACAUGAGGUUCUGAAAGUAAAACGAGAGCAUGACUUUCCAAAUUCCCAGGAAUUCAAUAAAGACAUCUACAGCAUGUCAUCUUCUAUAGGAGCCGGUCCGUCUUCAGAAAACGAAGACGAUGAGACUUCCCGCAUUUGUCUGUUAAUUACAAAAAAGGAACAAAAAUCGUCUCCAACUGAUGAAAGCUAUUCACGCACAGAAUCCUUAAAAAAUCAUUUCAGCUUGACAGCCAGAAAUUUCCAGUCUUCUAACAGUGCACACCCGAAGCUGAAAACAUCCUUACUUGGAUUUGAUGAUGACGUAAUGCAACACUGGGAGAGGAGAAUAAAGUCAGAUUCUCUCAGAAUGGAAAUGACAUUCCCAAAUGAUACUCUAAAACGGGAAAAUAUUUGCAAACGCCUCAGUCAGGACUUGGAACCAGGAGAGUUGCAGUCUGAUUCAGAUGAUGAUGGAGACAACAAACACAUUUCUCACAAACCAAGCAGUUCUUUGUCUUAUAUCCUCAGGGAUCGUGAUGAGAGAAUGACUGACCUCAAGCUUUCAGGCUCCUUGGAGAAAAAUAAGUUUUACUCAUUUGCAUUAGACAAAACAAUAACUCCUGACACAAAAGCACUCCUUGAAAGAGCCAAGACUUUGUAUUCCUCAAGGGAAGAUAAUUGGUCUUUUCUUCCCUCACGCUUUCCAGUGUCUCAUAGUUGUUCUGAAAAAGACAAGGCAGUGUUAGCGCCACGCCCUAUUCCUUCUUGGUACAUGAAAAAAAAGAAGAUCCGUACUGAUUCUGUGGAAAAGUUGCAUGAUAAGAAGGAAGAACUCAAGCCACAGGACCAAGAGCGUCAGGAAUUAUUUGCCUCUCGUUUCUUGCACAGCUCCAUCUUUGAACAGGACUCACGUCGACUGCAACGUCUUGAACGCAAAGACCAAGACUUAGAAACUGGAAGUGGUAGGCCUUUUAUCAAGGCUGGUGCUAUAGAGACACAUUCAGAAUCUGGAGGAGCUGAUGUUCCAACAGAGCCUAUAGUGCUUUUCCAUAGUCGAUUUUUGGAGCUUCAGCAACAAAAAGACAAGGACCACAAUCUACCUGACUCUGAAAGUGACCCAGUAUUGUUGGAGAUGAAAAAAGAUGAAACUCUGAGCUGUGAUAAUGUGAUAUCUGACAAGGAACCAGAAGCUCCCCUAAAGGCUCGUGACAAAUCACCCAGCCCCCCAAUAACUAUAAAAAUGUCAGCAUUCCUCCCUUCCCCCAAGGAAACAUGCCUAGCAGAGAAGGAAGCUUCAGAUCCAUCCACAGAUCAAUCAGUGCCAGUUGUCAAAGAAGAAACGGUUGAGCCAUCUCUUGAGAUAUGCCCAUCUCAUUCUCCUCCUGUGAAUAUGAUCAGAUUAGCUGCUCCUGAGGUACCCAUGAACCCCGUACUUUCAGUUUCCGAACCAGAACCUGAAACAGAGUUAAUUGAACCCAAAACAGAUGGGGAUAAUAGUUUGGUGGUUGAACAUGUUGUAGAAGAUAAGCAUCACACACCUGUUGUUUCCCCAAGUGCCUGUGAAAAAGAAACAGUGGAAUUUGCUUAUUCUGAUUGUUCAAAGAUAGAAAAAACCUCAGAAGUGAGUAAGACAGAGCCUGAAAUUGAAAGCCAGGCAAUGGAAAGCUUUGAGGACUCUCAAAAAAUUGAGACAGAUAGUGAGCCGUGUAUGCCAGAGCUAGAGGCUGAAGUGAAACCACUACCAGCUCGCAGACAAACCAAGGGUAAAAGGGCCAAAACCCUUUCUGUAUUACGUGCGACACAACCGACCAACAUUAUCAGCAAGGAAAAACCUGCAACGCGGAAAAGUGAACGGAUUGACCGAGAGAAACUCAAAAGGGCAUCGUCUCCUAGAGCAGAAGCACCUAAAUUAUCAUAUGAAUCUAAAACUACAUCCAAGUCUCCAAUACAUGCAUCUGAUUCAGAACAAAACCUUGAGUCGAGUUUAAUUGUUGGGAGAACACGACGGAGGAACGUGAGGUCAGUCUAUGCCACUCUACAUGACGAUGAACAAGCUGGGAAGGAAGUAACAGAGUCCCCCCGCUGCAUGCGCAAACGAGGAGCCGACAAAGACCAGAUACAACAAGAGGUUCAAAUUUCUACCAACACUAGGCGGGGACGCCCUCCUAAAAGAGGUGUCAAACGAGUUGCAGAUAUAUCACCAGUAAAAGGGGAUCAGAAGAAAACAGUGGAAGCAGACACAGAGGCCAGAGAGACAUCAAAUACUGCAGAAGUUGUGAAAGCCUCUGAGGGAUGGCGUUCACCUCGUACACAAAAAGUCCAACAAACUUCACUGACUUCCUCUACUCCAAACAAAAAGGGAAGUAGAAUAGACAAAUCAUCUGGGAACAAAUUUGUGUCAGCAGAACAAGCUGAUCCAUCGAGCAAUGAUGAAUUAGAACUUAAGCCCAAAGCUAGCUCAGAACCCACUGGCAAGCCAUUAGACAGGGCAGAAAGUGAAAGCUCACCUGUGCUCAGAAAAGAAAAAGAUACAAAAGAUUUUGUCGAAAAAAUAUCCGUUGAUCCAGAAUUUGACAUUAGCGCCUCUGAGAGGGGCAAACAGCCUGAAAAAAUUUUAAAAGUUAAAACACCAAGGUUAAAACGAAAUACUAAACAGAUAACUGAAGACAAAUCACACACUCUGAAAAAUCUCGAAAUCCGCGUAAGCGUUGAUGACGUAAAAAGCCUACUUCGCUCUGAAGAUCUUGAGUCAGAUACGUUUGCGGCUAAUAUUACAAAAGGCAAGAUUAUAGUAAAAGAGAAUGAAGAAACAAGGAUGGCAGACUUUGCAAAAGAUACCAAAGAAAUGACUACACAAGAUGAUGAAGACACGCUAUCAGAAUCUGAAGCUCCUGCUGAUCCAGCUGCUGUUCUUUUAGCACGACAGAUGGAACUGGAGCAGGCAGUCGAAAAUAUUGCCAAACUUACAGCUGACCAGCCUCCAAGACCUGAUAAAGAACCACCCCCUGGUCCACCUACUGCAUUGCCCCCUGUCAUAGCGGAACCAGAAGUUGAAGUUGAAGAGGAGAAGAGAGAAAAUCCUGCAAGUGAAACAGAACUAGCUGCUGCUAUUGACUCCAUCACAGCUGAAGAAACCUGUGGGGAUGCAGAUGGCUUCACGGCUGCUCCUACUUACUCUGCUCUUAUUCCUACACCUGAAUCUGUAAUUUCUUCCUCAUCCUCCUCCAAUGACAUCAUGGAACCGGAAACACAUAUGGCAAUCAAUAAUAUCCUUGCUGGAGAUUUGGAUGAUGACUCUCGAACCUCAAGUCCCAAAGCAUCGAUGACAGAAUUGAAGACAGCUGAUGAACCCAUUCUUCUUGGUACACCCAAGAAGACAAUUAAAUCUAGAGCCAGAACCCCAAAGAAGUCAAGAAAUCGUAAAGGUCCAGCUAGCAGAAAGGGGGACACUGCUGAUGAAGUCUCUCAGUCAGAGCCCUCACCCGUAAAGUUACCCGAGUCAAUUCCAGAAGAUCCAGAAACGGACUCAAAAGCAGUGACUGUUACAGCUGCAGUUUCUGCAGUGACUUCUGUGGUCACUGCCGUUGCAACUUGUAGACGUGACGUUACAAGUGCUAUAACUGUAGACAACCCUAAAGAGGCAGAACAGCCUGAAGUGGAACAGCCUGUUCCCAAAGAAUCUGCCUUUCAUUUAGGCACAAGCAGCAGUUCUGCGACUAAAAAGCCUCUCCAAACAGCAGAACCAAGUACUCCUACCUUCAGCCCUGCUAAUUCAUCACCAGUUUCUCAGCUUAGUGUACCCCUGUUGCGACCUGCCAAAAUGCCCCUUUCUCCUGACUGGCCUCAGCGAUCUGAAGAAAGCAGAAUCUAUGUUAAUCCUUCCUGUCAUGUCACAGUAGUAACUCCCACGAUACCUCCAUCAACUGCACUCGGAACGCCUACAGCAAAUCCCCCAAUGCCCCCUGACACCAAGGCUUCUGACAUUGAUCCAAGUUCCAGUACCCUGAGAAAAAUAUUAAUGGAACCUAAAUAUGUGUCUGCGUCAAACAGCAAUUCUAUAUCUACCACUAUGGUGUCAUCGGCACUGUCGGAUCAUUCAAGGAUGUCAGAGAAUGAAAAUCCCACAGAUACACUUGUUUCAAGGCAUUUAAAUUCUGAACAAAGACCACCUCUACCUCCCAAGUCACUGCACCAUAAGCCAGCCCCCCUCACAGAAUCCCAACAGAACUGUGGGGAAAAGAAGCCGCAUACAAUUAUGUCUCCUACUACCUCAGUCAUAAGUAGAAUUCCAAUGCCUUAUGAUACAGAAGAAACCCCACGAAUUUUCCUAAGCAAUCGAAGCAUUGGCCUGACCAUUCCAAAACAGAAAUUUAGAUCAAACUCCAAUGAGAAUAACCGCUGUCAUAAUGUGGAGAUAGCAGAAGAUGUUUCUAGAGGGCGGUCUGUUGUUGAGCCGACUCCUUACCAUACGGGUUCUAGCCCUGGCUUGAGGGUAAAUACAUCAGAGGGUGUUGUUGUUUUAAGUUAUUCUGGUCAAAAGACAGAGGGACCACAUAGGAUGAGAGCCAAAAUUAGUCAAAUUCCUGAAGCCAGUGCUGGUGAUAUAGAGUUUCAACAAUCUGUGUCCAAAUCCCAGAUAAAGCAAGACCCUAUCAUCACAUCUUCUCAGUCACCUAACCCCAAAGUAUCUUCAGCUCCUACUGGUUAUGGGCAUCCUGGGGUCCUUUUAACCAAUCAGUCUUAUAAUUCUCAACCGAUCAUUUCCAGUAUCAAGCAAGAUGUUCAUGGAUGCGACAAGUCUGAAGCUCCCUACCAUACAACAUCACCAGGUGUGGUGAAGAUGUUCCAGUCGCCUGUUAGUUCCUCUCAAGUUUUGAUGUACAAUCAAGCUGUAAUCCAGCAGCAGCAUGGCAAAAGAGGGCUAGUGACGGAUACAUUAACAAAAAAAAUGGACAUUAGCAAAGCUGUUCAGCAAUCUAACUUGAGCCCAGUCAUGAGUCCACACCACCCAUCUAUUCCUGGAACACGAAUGAGUCCUAGUCCCGGCAACACAAAUGAUAGGUCUGCUUUACAUCUCAAGCAAGAACCUCAGUCUCCACGAACAGCUGGUCAUUCCCCUUCACCCUUUGUCAAAAGCUGUCCACUAAGCAGCUCUCCCAUUGGAACUUCUGUGGUUUUAAGUCAUGGCAUGCCAACGCUGUCUACAUACCCUUCUAGCAUGCAUCACUCCCACCCAGAACAGUCCUCUGUCAUAAUGCAAUCUCACAGUGUCACUCAGUCGUUAGCUCAUGAAUCCAGAAUGAAUAACCCAACAAUGCCAGGGAUAAACUAUGGAAGGCGAGGAGGCUGCCUACCUUCUCAGCACCCAGGAUCUACAAAGAGCUCAAAUACACCACAGCCUGUUAUUCGAGAUAUGGUUUUGCAGUCUCAUUCAAGUCCCCAAAGGUCAAUGUCAGGGAGUGGUGGCAGCAGUGUAAGUGAAGAAGAGCCAAGACACUUUAACCAAGCUCUUAGUCGACCUUCAGUUCCCCAUUUACAGUCAGAUGUUAUGGUGGUUCACAGUGACCACAGAGGGCUCCACCCAGGCAUCCGCAUGGAUCAGUACAGAGAAAUUCACCAGCGCCUACUCCUGCACCAGCAACUAGGAGAACAGACAUCUGUAGAAGCAAGGCAGUCUCGCAACUCAGAGACCGCAAUAACAUCUCCAAGCAACAUCUCUGGGCCAUCAAGAAGUCCAAUACUGGUAAAGAGCAUUGAAUUCUCACCAAAAGAGCCUCUCAAAUCACCAGAAGGAAAGCUAAUGCAUUUGAGCCCUAAUGAAAGUAGAAUUAGAGGAGUCCAUGCAUCCAGCCCUGUUUUAAUGUCUUCUCACCCCCAUGGAGUUCAACUAAUGCAUCCAGGAGGUGCAGGCUCCUUUCCAGUAUAUCGAGACAUGCGGGGCUUCCCUUCCCAGUUCCCAGGACACAAUCUGGCCAACCAGGGCAUUUCAUCUACACAGAUCCCGGCGGAGCACGAGUUGGGAAACCGAAGCAAAAUAUCUCAGUCCCAUGGAGGAGGAAAUGAUUCCACACCUGAAAGCCCACAUCUCCGUCACACUACCUCUUCUGAAUCUUCACACAUUUCUCGAAUAUCAGGAGAAACAAUCUCUCCAUCGUACCAGUCCCCCUUGAUGUCGCCCAUGGGUCUCACUCAUAAGCCAGAUCUGUCUCUACAGAAAGGCCCUCGCACCUUCCUCCUUACUCCUCCGCCGACAGUAACCCCAUCAAGUUCACAACAGCCACGACAUGAUGCCAAGCUGGAACAUUCCGGACAUAGGUCAAUUGACAUGGUGCAGCUUUUGAAAAAGUAUCCUAUAGUUUGGCAAGGACUCUUGGCGCUGAAGAACGACCAGGCUGCCGUCCAGUUACACUUUGUGUCUGGAAACACCAUCCUGGCUCAGCGCUCCCUCCCGCCCCCAGAAGGAGGAUCUCUUCUCCGUAUUGUCCAGAGGAUGAGGCUUGAGGCUUCCCAGUUGGAUAGUGUGGCACGCAGAAUGACUAUGGAAAAUGACUACUGUUUGCUCCUGGCUCUACCCUGUGGUCGAGACCAAGAAGACGUCCUUGGUCAAACCCAAGCUUUGAAAAGUGGCUUCAUCACUUACCUGCAAGCCAAACAGGCAGCUGGCAUCAUUAACGUGCCCAACCCCGGCUCCAAUCAGGCAGCUUACGUGGUGCAAAUAUUCCCGCCGUGUGAAUUCUCGGAGAGCCAUCUUUCUCGCCUGGCUCCCGACCUUCUCAACAGCAUCUCCAGCAUUUCCCCUCACCUCAUGAUUGUUAUAGCUUCUGUUUAAUUACCUCCAUUGUUUUUUGUUUGUUUGUUUGUUUGUUUUUCCUGAACAAUGCCAACACCAGCCCUUUUGGAUUGAACCAGUUUGGAACCUGGAAAUGCCUCAUCUUUAUGAGUUUGACUUCAAAACGACAACAACAAAACAUAUCUUUCAUUUUUUUAGACUCAAGUUUUCUCCUUCACUUCACCAAGUCCUUAAAUCACCCUGUGAUGAUGAAUUACAAAAGCUAGACCUUUUUUUAAAUAGGACGCAAAGGGUCGAACGGGGAUUUUUGAUGAUCAUUUUUGGAUUACUGUUUUUUUUUUUCUUUCUGCCAUUUUUGGAGGUGUUCUGCAUUGCCUUUUUGUAUUUCAUAACAUUCAUAAAGCUGUGGAUGGAGACCUACAAGUAGGAUGUUUUUUACCUUCAUAAAAAAGUGAUUGUGAUUGUUUCCUUUUUUUUUAAAAAAACUUGAGAAUUCAUUGCACUAUGUUGACAAAACUUUAUGAACUUUGUACAUAAUUGUUCAUAAAUUGAUACAUGUUAUGAAUUUAUUCUAGUGAUCAGUCAUGCUUGCCUACGGAAUGAUGGAGAGUCUUCUCAGCUCCAUCAAUCACAAAGCUUUUCCUCCGACACCAUCUGCAAGUUUCUGCGACAUUUCCGAUCUCAUAUUUCCAUCGCGACGUGUUCCCUGCCCCAAGGAACUCAUGAUGGGAUCCGUAGAGUUGUAUAUUUUACACGCAAUGCCUCAAUAGGGGACAGUAAAAAAAAAA